This is a messenger RNA of Penicillium griseofulvum, 771 nucleotides long. It is a transcript of the gene tpcK, whose product is annotated as decarboxylase tpcK. NCBI's taxonomy places the organism in Eukaryota, Fungi, Ascomycota, Eurotiomycetes, Eurotiales, Aspergillaceae. The transcript has 5 exons. The record is from RefSeq and is a predicted model, not a curated record. Gene Ontology annotation, molecular function: oxidoreductase activity. The coding region runs from base 1 to 771 and encodes 256 amino acids.
AUGGCCACACAAGAUAGCUCCCUCGAGAAUCCAGCUUUGGGUCCUACCCAAAAGCUCCUCUGCCUCACAAUCUGUGGUUACCGAAAACCCGGAAUGAGUGAAGAAGACUACCGGCACCAUAUGACCAAAAUCUCGGCGCCCAUGACCAAAGACCUGAUGGCCAAAUAUGGAAUCGUGCGCUGGACACAGAUCCACAACACCAGCGCCACCCGUGCCCUGAUGGGGGAGAUCUUCGACCCCCAAUUUGCCAAUGUGGAUCCCUGGUACAAAGAGCAUUUGAUCGGGGAUCAUGAGAACUUUGCCGAUACCAAAAGAAGCCAGAUGACUAUUGGACUAGGCGCAAUGAUGAAUAUUUCUCUUCUGACUAUUCCGGUUCUCCUCGAUACAACCCCAGAACCAACACACCUGAUCGAUCAGUGGGUUCGAGUGUACCACUACGGUCAUCGCGUCCUACCCGCGCUAUCGGUAGCCACCGGUCUCCUCUACGCCUGGACGGUGGCACAGAAGAGAAAGUCAGGCCAUCCAUGGCGCAUCUUUGCACUAGCAGGUGUGACUACUAUGAGCAUGUUGCCCUUUACCUGGACCGUGAUGCUGCCGACCAACAGUACGCUCUUCGCCACCCAGAUCGCGAACCAUGCAGGACAAGUCGUGGCUUUUGAUGCCGCUGUAGAUCUUGUCAACAAGUGGACUGUACCACACACUUCAAGGGCUCUGCUACCAUUGACAGGGGCGAUUAUGGGCUGGGUCGGGACAUUGCGGCAGUUGAACUGA